AUGCCCGCUUUGCAACGUCUGCCCGAGCGAGGGCCACGGAGUCAGCCCCGACCGGUGGCGGAGGACUGCCGUUCCUGCGGUGCCAGCUAUCUUGAUGAAGCUGCCUUCCGCAGCCACAGCGGGUUGCAUCGUCCCACACCGUCACCACCAGAUGCGCCGCCACAGACACGCCUGUGGACUCCAGGCGUCAGCAAUCCGCGAAAAGGGCCUUCCGCAGCACCUGCCGCACAUGAUCCGCUGACACCUUCAUCUUGGAGGUUUGACACCUCCCAGACUGAAGGCAUUUCCUUGGGAGAGAUUGUGGGUCACGGUGGCACGUGGCCCAUCGGCGUGGCUAAGGGGCGCACGCAGCCGCGAAGCAUCCCAG
This is a messenger RNA of Symbiodinium natans, 367 nucleotides long. The record is from the annotation of a GenBank genome assembly. NCBI's taxonomy places the organism in Eukaryota, Dinophyceae, Suessiales, Symbiodiniaceae.